This is a messenger RNA of Coregonus sp. 'balchen', 7549 nucleotides long. The record is from the annotation of a GenBank genome assembly. Lineage: Eukaryota; Metazoa; Chordata; Actinopteri; Salmoniformes; Salmonidae.
GAGCGUCUGCUAAAUGAUGUAAAUUUCAAAACAUUAUUUACCCUUAAACUCAAUUGAGCCUUGGGAGAUGACAAUUGGGUCAUUAGACAUGUUUCACAGAAGGGCAACCUGACGACCCGAGGUAAGAAUGACUCAGUUGUAUACCUUCCCGUUGAACGGUGUUGCAACAGCACAGUUCAAUGGCUGUACCAAAAAUGGCUGAAUAAAGAUUUCUUACUCGGGCCGUUUACAUUAGAACAUUGUCACAGAUCGAUUCUGCUUACUUGGCAACUUAAGGGGUGCCUCUCCUAUAGACACAAAUGCGAACGCAGCUGUCUGGUGUGCUUAGUUUGACUAUGAACCAGCAACAAUUUGCGAGAGGGAUGUCUCGCUUCCUCUUCCGUAAUCUGCGGUAGGAAUUCGUAUCCGCCAAGCCCGGUAACGUCACUUCUCCGGGAAGAGAAGAGCUAAAUACGGAUGCCGACAAGAACGAAUGGAAUAAAAAACAGGUGAAAAGGCGGGAAGGCAUGUUUGUGUUCAUACGGAAACUAUAAACUCGUACAAAUUGACAAGGGGUCUCUGCUGUAUGGUAUUUCUCUAGCAUGCUGUUUUUAGUCCCGGAAUCUCCCCGUGUAAGCAUGGCUAGCUAACGUUAGUGAGGCUGCUACUACUAGCAAGCUAGUGUAACGAGAUCAGCUAUUUCCCAACUAAAACAUUACUUGCUAGCUACCUAAAGCUAUGUUAUGUGUUUAUUAAUUAUGCAUAUCAGUGUUGCAGAUUUCAGUCAUCCAGCUAGCUCCUUGCUGUAGAAGAUCAAUUGUGAUUUCUUCUGAGAAAGCUAAUCGAGGAUAGCAGUAGGCCAAAUUGCUUUCUGUGGCUACGGUGUGUCCUCGUUCCAACCAAUCACGGCGUAGUUAGCUGGUUAGUCACUUAAAUUUCGCGCGAGCUGCAGAUUUCCAAUGGAAUCCCACGCGCCGUGGAAUAAAAAGCCUAAAUGCAACAUACAGAUCUCAGGAGGCUUAAGCAAUAACAUUGGAAUUGUAAACUAGCCAGCUAACUUUUAUUGUUGUAUCCUUAUGGCAAUGCUGGAAAAGCAAAUAACUUCUGACAGGCCGCUUCCUUUAAUUGUCAUGUGUCACUACUUCAGUAGUUGGUCCAGAAUCAGGUUGCCCUUGGAGACGUAAUCCUGAGUGGCGCAGUGGUCUAAGGCUGUGCCACUAGAGAUCCUGGUUCGAAUCCAGGCUCUGUCGCAGCCGGCCGCGACCGGGAGACUCAUGGGCGGCGCACAAUUGGCCCAGCGUCGUCCAGGGUAGGGGAGGGAAUGGUCGGCAGGGAUGUAGCUCAGUUGAUAGAGCAUGGCGUUUGCAACGCCAGGGUUGUGGGUUUGAUUCCCACGGGGGGUGGGCAGUAUAAAAAAUAUAUAUAUAUGUAUUCACUAACUGUAAGUCGCUCUGGAUAAGAGCGUCUGCUAAAUGACUCAAAUGUAAAUGUAAAGCCAGCCUGAGACUGAUGCUUCCCUGACUCCUCCCCCAGCGAGUGAGUUGGUUUCUGGUGUUUUGGAUAUUAUUUAUUUCACAAGUCACACAAUUUUAAUGUACAGGAUACACUUUUAUAUUUUAGUCUCCUGUUUGUGUUUUCAGAUGUAGGACACCAAAUGCCUGCUGACGAGCAGUCUGCCCCCUCUGCUCAAGGUAAGUGGACAGAAAGUACUACUAGCCUACUCACAUGCACAGUAGUUGAGCUUGCAUGCGAGUGUGUAUUGACUGAGUGUAAACGGCGUCAGUGUGCUACCUUAGCAUACAACGCUGCCUCUAUGAACUUGCCUCUGACUGGGCUUUAACCAGCUUAUUAUUAAGUUAUUUUCUGUCUGUGUUUGUCUGACAGAUGCAGAGCUGGGGCAGACAGAUCCACAGAAGAUGGUGGACACUGUUAGCAGGUGAGUCAACAAACACCCACAGGGUUUAUUUGUUGUGUUCGUGUUUUGGUUGGGCUGUGUUCACAUCACAGUUGUGUUGUGGUCUCUUGUCUUCUCCAGGGGGGAGAGGGAGGAGGAGCAGCCCGGGCCUUCCAGAGUUCCUCCCCCAAGACAGGGUUACUGCAGCUGCUGCCAGAUACUCUACAACAACGUGGAGCAGCACAUCCUUAGCCCCAGACACAGGGAGGUGGUUCGUAGUGCUCGCACCCACGUCCCCUCUGGAAGCCUGAUGGAGAGAUUCCUAUCGGACGUCAUCCAGCAUCACCCGCACCUCUACAACGACCCUUGGUAACACACACACACACACACACACACACACAAUCCUUUAACAUAACCCUCUAUCCCUCUCAGUAUUAUUUCUGUCAGCCCUAGUCUCUUUCCUCUGAUUUACCUUUCUGUGUGUGUCUUAAGCCCCACCCACGAUGACCUGCCGUCUCUGAGCAGCCCGCUGGUUCCGAGGGAGGAGCUAUUGGAUCUCUGCGCCAGCGAUGAUGACGGGGCGUCGCUCGGAACCCGAGAGCACAUGCCCAGCUCUGACGACUGUUCCUGUCAGCUCCUUUACGUACAGGAAGCGGAUGUUGCCUCGGAAACAAGGACCAGCCAACCAGAAGAAGGUAGAGGGGGAAAUGCGGGGUCAGAGAGGUUAACCCCAACUGCUCCAGACCAGGACACAAGACCAAGUUCUGGGGAAGGGACCCACUCGCACACACCUUCCCCUGACCACUUACCAACACACUCCACGAGACCUUGUAGCCAGAAGCAAACCCCUCCUCCGCUCCACCGGAAAGCACACAGGAAGACCAACCGGCGGAGAGAGAGAGGGAGCAACUCCUCCUAUUCCUCCAUCCAUCCCCCCCGCUCCCCCGCUUCUCCACAGUUGUGUGCUACCCCAAUGGAUCAGAGAGACCAGAAAACACCAGAGAACCAGCCUCCCUCCAAGCCGAGGGACCGGACCCCAGACCCCAAGCCCCGGACAGUAAACACUGGCUGGGCCGCGUGGGCGGGGGUGCCCCCCUGGAGGCGGAGGGAGACCCAGAAGGAGCAGGCAUUCUCCAGUGACCAUUCCGACCCUGAGGGGGACACGAUAGAGGAGGUGAUCCAGAGAUACUGCUACGGCCGCAGUCCCACACAACACCACCAGAGGGACCUUAACAUAUGGACAGUGGGGGAGAGAGGGGGGACAGGGGGGGAGAGAGGGGAGCCAGGGGGGGAUAUGGACAGCUUCCACCUUAGCCUCCCUGGCUCACUGGGAGUGGGUUUGGAAUCAGAGGACAGUGAGGACUGGGACACCCCUGUGCAGGUGGCUAUUGGGAGGGGGCAGGAGCGGAGGAAGGACACCCCUGUGGUAGUGGGCUUAAAGCAGGGUGGAGGGGAGCGAGAGGGCAGGGACCUGGCCUGUCUCAUGGAGGUACAGGUAAACAUGGAGGACCAGAUGUACACCAGCCAGCUGGACUCUGCCCUCAACCCUGAGACUAGGACAGUGGGAGAGAGGGGGGAGACAGGGAUGGGGGAGACAGAGGGAGAAAUGGAGCUAAAGGUGGAGGAGAUUCUCCCUGCACUCCCCCACAUCCCUGUGUCCUUCCUGGGGAAGACGUGGACCCAGGUGCUGCUGGAGGACGAGCAGAAGGUGGAGAACAUGGUUCGAGAGUUCCGAAAGGGAAGGUUCCUCUGCUACUUCGAAAGCGAAUCCCUCGCCAGGUACGCACAGAUGAGAUUUUGACCUGACUCAUCAGGAUUAUUUCUACAUUAUUGAAAUCCACCAAACAGCUACUUUUUUCUCUCCUAAUUUGUAUAUUUCUGAUGAUGUCAUUCACAGGUACGGGAAGCGGAGCAGCAGCGAUAAGGGGCGUGGCCAGAAAGAGGGGAUGGAAGACAGGGGGUGGGUUCCCCUUGGUGACCAUGACAAUGACGACGACCCAGAAUGCCACAAGAGUGGGAGGGAGGUGCUUAGGCGGAGGAAAGUUAGUAGGAGUUAUCGCCUGGCGUCCAGGUGUCAGGUGGUCAAAGUGAGUCACGGGACACAGACUACAGCAACCGUCAUCCCCACCAUCCGACAGAGAACACUGGACCAGACAGGCACAUCCCCGGACAUCCUAACGCUGCCCUGUCAGGACCCCAGCGUUGACCAGAAGACCCCAGAGAUAAAGACAAGGCUGUGCUCUCUCCGCCUGCCUGCCUCCUACUCCCGCAUCAUGACCCCCCUGCAGCCCAAAACCACUCUGGUCUAUGUCCUCUCCUCCCCCGAAACUCCUUCCUUCGACCCCAAGCCCCGCCUCAGACCCAUCGCAAGGGGCAACCGUGGCAGGAAGAGGUCAUGUGACGGGGGUGAAAGCGACGUGGGGGCCAAGGUCAAAUACAAAAGGGUUCCUUUGAGGUACUAUGACCCUGCCACCCACCGCAUUCUGAAGACCCCCCCCAAGGGCUUAAACCUCACCCCCUCCUCCUCUGGCCUCCCCAGACCCCCCCAGUCCCACGUGGUCAGACAACUGUUCAGGAGCCUGAGUCCAGACAUCAAUACAGAGAGACAAGGGGGAGAGGCGGGGAGAGAUGGGUUGGGGGGAAGGAGGAGGGGUCGUAGCGGGGGCAGUGUGGCGUCAGGCUCACUCUUAGAGGCAGGGGGGUCAUUUGGGGCUAAAGGUCAGGGUUCAUCUGUUGCAGGGUCAUCUGUGAACACGCCCUUCAGCCAGUCCUCUCUGUCCAAUAGCAGCCGAUUCCUACUGAGCACGCUCUCUCCCGACACAAACUCUAACCCCGAAGUGACCCAGAGCCGGAGUGGGGGUCGAGGAGGAGGGGGACGGAAGUUAAAAACGGACCGACCUCUAACCCCUGAGAAAGGCCACUCUCCUCCAUACAGGCCUUGGACAAGAGGGGGUAGGAGAGAGCGACUACCAGCAACACGCAGCUCAAAAAGGGGGCGACCACCUCAAAUCAGCCCUCCCCCUAAACCUCCACCACCCCAGGACCUCUCUCCCACAGUCAAGCCCAGGAAAGGGCCCUCGAGACGGGUCGCAGAGAGUAAGAAACUCCCCAGGCCCAAAAGCCCAGCCAAGGCCUCAGCUCAGAGAGUGCCUUCGACCCCUCUGAAACAGGCCAUCAGAACACCAAGCCGCCGGUCGUCCCCCCGACAAACCCCUGCUCCACUGACCAACCGAACACUGAGGAGGAGAGUGAGGAGAUGACGGGAUGCAUCUCAACAGUCUACAGUGGCUUCCUUUCCUUGUCUCCUUUCCUCCAGCUGCACUGACAUGAAAUAACGGGCGUGUUUAGCAGGGUGAAUGUUCAUAAUGUAGCAGAUACAAAUGUUAUUACUUCACAUGAUAAGAGAGCUAUGUCUGCUCCAUUUCAUUACAAUUCUACCUGAAGCCGGUGAAUGUUUCCAGAUUGAUUUCUCCUGUCCUGUUUUCAGUGCAGAUGAAGGAGAGGAGAUGAGCAUCUAUUGAGAUGGACCCUGGUUCUCUGAAGAGACUGGGUGAGAGAGAAUGUAGAAAGGUGGAGGAGAGAUUGCCUCUUCCUCCCUCCUCCGCUUCCCAUGUUUUGCACAGAAACCAGCAGCAGAAGAGUUAGCAGGAUGUUUUCUAGCUGUCUGUUUUGUCAUGGUGGUGGUUGUGUUCUCAGUUUUUUUUUUUUACAAUCAGGAUAUUUUUUAAAGUUUAUAAUGGCAUUUUUUGUGAAAAGGCAUUGUUUAUUUAAUAAAUAAUGUACAUGAAUUAUAACAUUCUGUCAUAGGUUUCUUUAAUGAAAGAGCAGAACCAUUUCAGGACAACUGUACUUCAUACAAAUAUCAGUUUCAUAUAUAUUACACAGGAAAGUAUGGAAUUUACACAACUCACAUCAUCAGGCGUCAAAGUCUAGGGAAGCCUUCUGGAUACAUGCUCUGGCCUGUGGUUGUGUGGGAGGAUGGGGACAUGAAUUGUGUGUGCGAGUUUGGGACAGAGUGUGUGUUCACUGCAGAGACGAGAUGACACACAGAGUCCCCCACUUCCUCUGCAGCCUCCAACAACCCCAACUCCCGUCUGCAGCCUGGAGAAACAUACUCAUACCUUAAUACACACACACACACACACACACACGUGUGUAGUAGUGUUUGUGCAGGACGAUAGAGCUCACCCGUAAACUCACCUGUAUGUGUGUGAGUGUGUAGCGACAGCUCACUUAUUAGUCGUUGCACCAGCUCACACAGUCGCUCCUCCUCCACUAAACUACACAUCCCAGAAUACUCCUCUUCAGAGACACGCUGGUCUUUCAUCGGCCCAGUGACCUGCCCAUCACAAGGCUGUGGGUUAGAGGUAAUUCUCCCGUGCAUUGUGGGAGUAUGAGUCUGCUCCUCAUCAUCAUCAUCACCUCUCUGUUCUUCUGUCUUCAUCUCAUCCCUCUGCAUCUUCUCUGUGUAACAUUCUUCCUCCUCUUCCCUCUCCUCUUCCCUCUCCUCCUCCUCUUCUUCCCUCUCCUUCUCCCCUUCUCUCUCUCUUUCUCUCGAUCCAGAGGACGAUGCAGAGCUCUGGGACUCUACGGGAGAGGCUAUGUCUCUCUCUGGCCUGUAGUUAGCAUGUGGCAUGACAUCAGCAUGUGGCAUGACAUCAGCAUGUGGCAUGACAUCAGCAUGUGGCAUGACAUCAGCAUGCGGCAUGACAUCAGCAUGUGGCAUGACAUCAGCAUGUGUCCCUGACAUGCUUAGAGCCUGUUGAAAGGAAGAAGGACAUUUUAGCACAUCGAGUCAGGCCUGUAGUCUGAGGUGUGUGUGUGUGUGUGUCUAUCUGUGAGAGCAUGUCCUGCAGUCUGAGGUGUGUGUGUCUACCUGUGAGAGCAUGUCCUGCAGUCUGAGGUGUGUGUGUGUGUGUCUACCUGUGAGAGCAUGUCCUGCAGUCUGAGGUGUGUGUGUGUGUGUCUACCUGUGAGAGCAUGUCCUGCAGUCUGAGGUUGUGUUGUCUCAGAGUCUCCAUGUUGGCCUCCAUCUCACAGCAGCGGUCCUCCAGCGAGCCCUGCUCCGAUUGGACCGCUACCCUCCACACCUGCAGCUCCCUCUCCAGCAGCCUAGACACACACACACACACACACACACACACACACACACACACACACACACACACACACGUGUAAUGAGCAUCACCCAGGCUAUAGGUUAGGAGGUUAGAAUGCUACAGUGAUUGAGGAUCACCCAGGCUAUAGGUUAGGAGGUUAGAAUGCUACAGUGAUUGAGGAUCACCCAGGCUAUAGGUUAGGAGGUUAGAAUGCUACAGUGAUUGAGGAUCACCCAGGCUAUAGGUUAGGAGGUUAGAAUGCUACAGUGAUUGAGGAUCACCAUUUGUCCCUCUGCAGGUCCCUGAUGUCCUUAAUGAGGACAGAGUCUCUCCUCUGGGGACAGAAACAACACAGACAUGAAUCAAUAGAGGAUCUAGUGGAGCGUAUCAAUAAUCUUCUGAUGAUUAAUUUAGCAUAAAUCUGAACCAUACUGAAAAUCCACUCGGCUGAGAGGUGAGGUGUAAAGGGCGGGGGGUGAGGUGAAAGGUCACCUGUGGCUGUGCUUCCUCCUGCUCUUCCUCAGUCUGUAGGGCUUUAGAUGCCUUCCUGAUCCUGACAGAUGGGGGUGUGGCCAGC